Molecule: messenger RNA, 1041 nt
Organism: Mycotypha africana
Lineage: Eukaryota; Fungi; Mucoromycota; Mucoromycetes; Mucorales; Mycotyphaceae
Product: chaperonin 10-like protein
Exons: 2
Coding region: 1-1041 (346 amino acids)
Molecular function (GO): oxidoreductase activity
Source: RefSeq, a predicted model, not a curated record
AUGACAGUUGCCAGCUGGCAAGAGAUCGGUUCUAUUCAAUUAUUGAAUAAGCAAGUCCCUCUCUUGAAGCCUGGAGAAGUGCUUGUCAAAGUAGCGGCCUCUGGUAUAUGUGGUACCGACCUGCACAUAUGUCAUGGAGAAACACCUCAUGCUACUCCAAAAGUCGUGAUUGGCCACGAGUUCUCUGGCUAUGUUCAUUCUUUUCAUCCUGAAACCAAAGCUUACAACCUUCAGGUAGGAGAUUUGGUGGCUAUUGAUCCCAACAUGCCGUGUAAUCAAUGUACUUUUUGUCGCAAUCAAAAAUACCAUCUUUGCCCCCACUUAUUUUGUAUCGGCGUGACAGUGGAUGGCGGUAUGUCUCACUACGUGGCUGUGCCUGCGCGUGCGGCCAUGCCCAUUCCCAAAAAGACGAACGUCGAUGGUUCGAGUGUGGCUGCCGUGACACCUGAAGUAGCUGCUUUAGCAGAGCCCUUGUCUUGUGUUGUGCAUGCUAUCGAUCAAGGGCAUAUCAAAACAGGAGAUCGCGUAUUAGUGCUCGGUGCCGGCCCGAUAGGAUUGAUGACGACUGCCCUGGCCUCUCUGAGUGGCGCUCACGUUACGGUGAUCGAACCAAAUGAAAUGAGACGACAGACGGCAGUUCAAUCUUUUGGUGCUGCUGAAGCAGUGGCUCCUGGCGUUUUGCCUGCUGUGAGAGGAGAACUGGGAGAAGGAUACGAUGUCGUGUUUGAAUGUGUAGGUCGGCCCGCUACGUGUGCAGAGGCCGUCCGUUUUGCCAAGGCGGGUGGUAUUGUGGUCUGGGUAGGCGUCACCAAGGUAGACGAUCGUGUGCAAGUGGCUCCUUUUGAGAUUUAUCGUAAAGAAUUAACGAUUACAUCGACCUAUACCAACCCUUAUGGAAUCGAGAGAGCAGUCAACAUCUUGGCACAAGGAAAAGUGGACUGGCAAGCAUUGAUUUCUCAUCAAUUCAAAUUGUCUGAAUUCAGUGAUGCAUGGGAAGUGUUUAAGGCUGGUACUGGAUUGAAGGUCAUCAUUGCCCCUUAA